GUGUGUGUGUAUGCGUUGAGGGGUGUUGUGUGGCCGUGCCUGUGUGGUCGGGAUGGAGGUGCGCUUGGCGGUGGCGGCGGCGGGGCUGGGGCUGGGGCUGUGCUCGCUGGGGCUGCUGGUCACGGCCAUCUUCACCGACCACUGGUACCACACCGACCCCCGCAGACACCGAGAGACCUGCCGCCGGGACCACCCGCCCGGGCCCAACGCCCGCCUCAUGCCGCUCAGGGGCCCCCCGCCGCCGCCCCGGGCCCGGCCCCCCGCCCCGCUCGGCCUCGGCCCGGACUCCGCUCCCUGCGCCCGGCCCCUCUUCGCCACCUACUCCGGCCUCUGGAGGAAGUGCUACUUCCUCGGCGUCGACAGGGACAUCGACGACCUCGUCCUCAAAGGUAUCGCUCAGAGAUGCACUGCUAUAAAGUACCACUUCUCCCAGCCGAUCCGCUUACGGAACGUUCCUUUCAAUUUAACCAAGACGAUUCAACAGGAUGAGUGGCAUCUGCUUCACUUGAGGAGAAUCACCGCGGGCUUCCUGGGCAUGGCCGCCGCCGUGCUCCUCUGCGGCUGUAUCGUGGCCACGGUCAGUUUCUUCUGGGAGGAGAGUCUCACCCAGCAUGUCGCAGGACUUCUUUUCCUCAUGACAGGGCUGUUUUGCACCAUUUCCCUAUGCACCUACGCGGCCAGCAUUUCCUACGACCUGAACCGGCUCCCCAAGUUCAUUUACAGCCUGCCCGACGACGUGGACCACGGCUACAGCUGGUCGACGUUCUGCGCCUGGUGCAGCCUGGGCUUCAUCGUCGCGGCCGGGGGCCUCUGCACCGCCUACCCGUUUGUGAGCCGGACCAAGAUGACGCACCUCAAGUCGGGCCGGGACUCGAUGGUCUGACCGGUUAGGGGGAGCGGUUGGUUUCCAAGCGCCCGGGCGGGCACCAGGAUACGGGCGGAAAUGGAGAAGUGACCUAGUGGCCAAGCACAACGCUCCUUCUUUCUCCAAACCCAUCAUCUCCCACCGGGCAGGAGACUGACUUGGACUCCAGAAGUUCCCUGAGGACGACACUACUGUGGAAUCAAGUGCUUUAACGAACUAUUUAUGCAAUCCACCGUAACGUCUAUUAGGGCUUCCAGCGGACAGAGGGAGGGGAGUUUCCUGGGUUGAAGACUAGAGGAAAUCCUCAAGGACAACUUCGACUCGUCUAUUUCAAAGAAAACCUGUAUAUAGCCAUUGCCUGAGGAAAGCCUUUCUAUCUGUAAAGCGAUCCGCAAGAAUGCCAGUGAGCUUUUUUUUUUGCCACGUUCCAUGCUUGUUGAAAUUCUCUCUGUCCUCUUAACUUGACCUUAACAUUCCUGCAAGUUUCUUGUGAGUUCACACCAGCCAAAUGUUUCUGUCCUCUUUGUGGGGAUUCAUCGAAAAGGGGUUCUGCCUGGUUGGCUUUUUAUUUUGGAGUCUCUUCUUUGUCUUUUUUUCCUGGAACUGAAAUAAUGUGUGAACACAAAUUCAGCUCUGUAGGACAUAUUCGGUGGUCCCUAUGCAGUACUGUUUGAAGUCAUGUCUGUUGUGCAAGUUCGACCUCUAUGUUGACUGGAUUUCAGUAUUAAAUGGCCUCUUCACUA
This is a messenger RNA of Tachyglossus aculeatus (Australian echidna), 1608 nucleotides long. RefSeq names its product transmembrane protein 178A (gene TMEM178A). The transcript has 4 exons. Gene Ontology annotation, biological process: negative regulation of osteoclast differentiation; regulation of cytosolic calcium ion concentration. Gene Ontology annotation, cellular component: endoplasmic reticulum membrane. Lineage: Eukaryota; Metazoa; Chordata; Mammalia; Monotremata; Tachyglossidae. The record is from RefSeq and is a predicted model, not a curated record. The coding region runs from base 53 to 883 and encodes 276 amino acids.